Messenger RNA from Oldenlandia corymbosa var. corymbosa, 3175 nucleotides. NCBI's taxonomy places the organism in Eukaryota, Viridiplantae, Streptophyta, Magnoliopsida, Gentianales, Rubiaceae. The record is from the annotation of a GenBank genome assembly.
AAUGAAACGCAUUUAUUCCCCUGCCCAAAAGGAUACAUACAAAGGAUCGAUAUUUCUUUCUUCAGCUUAAAGGUUUCAAAGAAAACAACCACAAAAAACCUGUCACAUUGUCACGUAUCACAUUAAAUCUGUUAGUUACAACAUGCAAAUCUGGUCAGUGCAGAAAAGAAAAAUUGAAAAUGAAAAUGCCAAAUUAGGUCCAUUUUUAUUGACAGCCAACUGCAUGGCAAAAUGUACAUUAUUACUAUAACACACUAAAAUCGGUGACCCCAUGAAACAUUUAAUUUUUCCCUCACUUCUCAACCAACUUUAAUUGUGUGUAGGCAGCCGUCCAUUUCUUUCUUCUUCUUUCUUGUGCACAAAAUAUUGACCUCCCAUCUUCUUCUUCUUCUUCUUCUUCUUCCUGGAAUAAUAAUGAUUCAAUCAUCAUCUUCACUUAUUUGUUACUACUAUUACAAGUAGUUAGUCUAGUACUAUUAUUUUCUGCCAACCCAACCAAAAAAAAAAGAAAAAAAAUAAAGGCUAUAGAGAAAAUGGAGAUUGAAGGAGGAGAUAUAGAAAGAGGAGGAAUGAUGGAGUUAGGAAGAAAUGGUGGAGGUGUAGCUUACUUGGUGUGGGAAGAUCUGACGGUGGUUUUGCCGAAUUUCGGGCACGGACCGACGAAGAAGCUGCUUCACGGGAUCAAUGGGUAUGCUGAACCUGGUAGAAUUAUGGCUAUUAUGGGUCCUUCUGGUUCUGGCAAAUCUACUCUUCUUGAUUCCUUGGCAGGUAGGCUCUCAAGCAAUGUAGUCAUGACAGGAAAUAUUCUUCUAAACGGAAAGAAAAAAAGACUGGACUUUGGUGUAGUUGUAAGUAUAUAUAGAUAUAUAUAUGCUUUAUCUAUAUACAGAAGUUAGCCUUACAUUAUAUUGCUUUAUACGUUCCAAAAUAAGAGUAUACGAGUUAAACAACUGUUAAAUUUGGUAAAACAACUAUCUUAUUUUGGGACGGAGAAAUUAUUAGUACUUUUCAACAUGAUCUGCUACAGAGAGUGGACUGACAAAUCCAGUGUCUAGUUCAUUCAAUUUAUCUUCUACAUUUUCUUGAAUGAAUGUUAUUACUUAUUUUUCCAACUUUUAUAAUUUUCCAUAUCUUUUGAUGUUGAAAUGGAUGGUGUUUUAUAGGCUUACGUGACACAAGAAGAUGUAUUACUGGGAACACUAACCGUUAGAGAGACCAUCACUUAUUCAGCACAUCUUAGGCUUCCAGCUUCCUUGACUAAGGAAGACAUAAAAGGGAUCAUAGAUGGAACAAUAAUGGAAAUGGGGCUUCAAGAUUGUGCCGAUCGCCUGAUUGGAAGUUGGCAUUUGAGGGGUAUAAGUGGUGGGGAGAGAAAGAGAUUGAGCAUCGCGCUUGAGUUUCUUACCCGCCCUCGGCUCUUGUUUCUUGAUGAGCCAACAAGUGGUCUUGACAGUGCCUCAGCUUUCUUCGUCGUCCAAGCUCUCAAGAAUGUCUCUCGCGAUGGAAGGACAGUGAUAUCGUCGAUUCACCAGCCGAGUAGUGAAGUUUUCGCAUUGUUUGAUGAUCUCUGCUUACUGUCAGGUGGAGAAAUGGUUUAUUUUGGAGAAGCCAAAACGGCCAUUAAGUUUUUUGCAGAAGCAGGAUUUCCAUGCCCAAGCCGGAGGAAUCCUUCUGACCACUUCUUGCGGUGCAUCAACUCUGAUUUUGAUGUCGUGACAGCAACUCUUCGAGGUUCUCAAAGACUUCGAGAAACUGAUAAGUUAUCAGAUCCUUUCAGUAAUCUUUCAACCACAGAUAUCAAAGCAAUGCUUAUCCAAAAAUACAGUUGUUCAGAAUAUGCAUCAAAGACCAGAUCAAGAAUUCAAGAAAUUGCUAACUUGCAAGGCGUUGAGACGGACAGGAUCAAAGGAAGCCAGGCGGGAUGGUGGAAACAGCUAUUCACAUUAACUCAGAGGUCUUUUGUAAACAUGUGCCGCGAUGUUGGUUACUACUGGUCACGCAUUGGAAUCUACAUAGUUGUGGCCAUUUGUGUUGGCACAUUAUUUUACGACGUUGGCACAAGUUAUACUGCAAUAUUGGCUCGGGGAGCCUGUGGUGGAUUUGUAACAGGUUUCAUGACUUUCAUGUCAAUUGGUGGCUUCCCAUCUUUCAUAGAAGAGAUGAAGGUAUUCUAUCGAGAAAGAUUGAAUGGACAUUAUGGAGUUGGUGUGUUUGUGCUAUCAAACUUCCUGUCUUCCUUUCCUUUCCUAGCUGCAAUCUCUAUCAUCACCGGAACUAUUACAUUUUUCAUGGUGAAAUUCCAUUCUGGAUUUUCUCACUACGUUUACUUCUGCUUAAAUAUCUUUGGCUGCAUUGCUGUUGUGGAAAGCUGCAUGAUGAUUGUAGCUUCUUUGGUACCAAACUUCUUGAUGGGAAUCAUAGCAGGGGCUGGAGUGCUAGGAAUCAUGAUGAUGACUGCAGGAUUUUUCCGUUUGUUGCCUGAUCUUCCAAAGAUAUUCUGGCGCUAUCCAGUUUCCUUUUUAAGCUAUGGCUCCUGGUCUCUACAGGGAGGCUACAAGAACGAUUUGCUAGGAAUUUGGUUCGAUCCUUUGAUACCCGGCGAGCCAAAACUCAAGGGCGAGGAUGUGUUGACAAACAUGUUUGGAUUAACAUUGGAUCAUUCGAAAUGGUGGGAUCUUCUUGGCCUGUAUUGCCUGUUCUUGUUUUAUAGAGUUCUCUUCUUCGUUAUUCUCAAGAUCAAAGAGAGGACUACUCCAUUUUUCCGGUCUCUAUACACAAAGAGAACUUUGCAUUAUCUCAAGAGGCGGCCAUCAUUCAGGAAGAAGCCAUCUUUCCCUGUAAGAAGGCAGUACAAUCUCCAUUCUCUGUCUUCUCAAGAGGGAUUAAGCUCUCCACUUCCAUGAUUAACUACAAUUUCCAAUGUCUGUUGUUGUAACAAAUUACACAAUUCAAAAAAAUUGAGAAAAAAAAAAAAGACUUCAUUACAGGAAAUGUUUACUCGUGCUUGUAGGGAUGGUACAUAGAGAUGGAAUGAGAUGUAAUUUAACAUUCUGUCAACUGAAUAAGCGAGUUUCAUAAAUUCAUUGUUUGUUUUCUUCUUUCUUUUUUCUGCCUUAUUCUUCUUUUGGAGUUUAGUGCAGACGUUAGUAAAUGUUUUACUGACCAAUAUUCUUUU